AUGGCGAUCAAAGGUUUAGGAAAAAUUGAUCAGAAUUAUGAUGGAAAGAGCGUCAGAGUCGGUAUACUCCAUGCAAGAUGGAAUGCUGAGAUUAUUGACGCCCUAGUUGCAGGUGCCAUUAAAAAAUUGAAAGAGUUCAAUGUCCCCGAGGAAAACAUCAUUGUCGAAUCAGUUCCAGGCUCUUACGAACUUCCAUAUGGAACAAAGAAGAUGUUUGAAAAGUACAAUUUGGAUGUUAUCAUUCCAAUCGGGUGUUUGAUCAAGGGAUCAACGAUGCACUUUGAAUACAUUUGUGAAUCGGUGACAAACCAACUUAUGAAGCUACAAUUUGAGCUUCACAAGCCCAUAAUUUUCGGAGUUCUCACUUGUCUCACUGAAGAGCAAGCACUACAGCGUGCUGGUAUCUUACCAGGGAUGCACAAUCACGGUGAAGACUGGGGGGCAUGUGCUGUCGAAAUGGUUACCAAAUGGUACCAGCAAUAG
Pichia kudriavzevii is the source of this 483-nucleotide messenger RNA. RefSeq lists its product as uncharacterized. The coding region runs from base 1 to 483 and encodes 160 amino acids. Gene Ontology annotation, molecular function: 6,7-dimethyl-8-ribityllumazine synthase activity. NCBI's taxonomy places the organism in Eukaryota, Fungi, Ascomycota, Pichiomycetes, Pichiales, Pichiaceae. Gene Ontology annotation, biological process: riboflavin biosynthetic process. Gene Ontology annotation, cellular component: mitochondrial intermembrane space; intracellular anatomical structure; riboflavin synthase complex. The record is from RefSeq and is a predicted model, not a curated record. The transcript has a single exon.